Molecule: messenger RNA, 3169 nt
Organism: Stegostoma tigrinum
Lineage: Eukaryota; Metazoa; Chordata; Chondrichthyes; Orectolobiformes; Stegostomatidae
Gene: ddx51
Product: DEAD (Asp-Glu-Ala-Asp) box polypeptide 51
Exons: 16
Coding region: 80-2209 (709 amino acids)
Cellular component (GO): nucleus
Molecular function (GO): nucleic acid binding; ATP binding
Source: RefSeq, a predicted model, not a curated record
GUUGCUCUGACGACAUCAGUGUGCGCCGCCCGGUGUGUCUGGGCCCUUGGUUGCCGGGUGACCGCAGGAGUGUGGUGGCAUGGCGCUGUUCACCAUCAACAGAUACCUCUGCGAUGAUGAACCUGCUAACAGUCUGCAUGAUAACUCCCAAUCCCAAAUUUUGCUAGAGAAGCUUCAUCAAGCGGCCAAGGCCAGACAGCAACAGCUGGAAAUUAAGAAAUGUCCCAUAGAUGGAGAGGGACGGAGGAAUGAGGGAGAUGAUAAGAACGGAGGAAAGCAGGGCAAAAAGAGGAAAAGAGAAGCUGAGGAAGAGGAUACAAUUUCAAAGAAAAGUGGGAAGAAAGCAAAACGCCUGUCAAAUGAAUCUGGAGACAGUGAGAAAAGUAGGAGACCUGCUGACUGCCAAGUGCUCAAAUUAGAGAAGGGGGAUGCAGGGUUCAAUGCUAAGCAGUUACAUAACAAGAAGGUGAAGAGGAUCAUUACUGGAGUGGAGAGGAAAGGCAACGAUCAAGAUCAAAGCACAAAUAAUACAGAGACAUCCGACAAAUCUAAUUAUGACCAGGCAAGACAGAAUGGCGAUUCCGAAAAAUCAGAGCAGACAGGAGUGAAGGAGAAAAAUGAUCAGGAUGAGAACCAAAUGUCAACUGGUUCUAAAUCGAGUCUGACUAUUCUUGGAGGGUUUCAGAAGAAAAAGAUUCAGAAGGUGCAUCGAGUCUUGCCUCAAUGGCUUGCUAAGCCCCUGCUGGUCAACAAGGACAUUAAACAGAAUCUAAAAGCAAUCGAAAAUGUUCCAGGAAUUCAUGAGAAACUGCUUCAGAAACUUCGAGCCAAUGGUAUCCAUUCCUUCUUCCCAGUUCAAACUGAGGUAAUCCCCACCCUCCUGGAGAGCACAAAGCAUGGAUUGUUGCUGGGCCGAGGGGGCUAUAGGCCGAGAGACAUUUGUGUUUCAGCACCCACUGGCAGUGGCAAGACCCUGGCAUUUGUUAUCCCCAUUGUUCAGGCACUGAUGGACCGUGUAGUAUGCAGAGUUCGAGCCCUGGCUGUACUCCCAACCAAGGAACUGGCUCAGCAGGUAUGUAAGAUCUUCAGUAGUUAUACUGAAGGCCUGGGUCUGAAAGUAGUGAUUAUUGCUGGACAGAAACAAUUUGCUAUGGAGCAGGCCUCUCUUGUAGAGCAUACGAUCACUGGCUACCGUAGCUUGGCAGAUAUCAUUGUUGCAACUCCAGGACGUUUGGUUGACCACAUUGCCAAAACAGAUGGAUUUGAUCUGCAACAUCUCCGAUUCUUGAUAAUUGAUGAGGCAGAUCGAAUGAUUGACAACACGCACCAGGAUUGGCUGAACAAAGUAGAGAGGGCAGUAUACCAAGUGAUUGAAUGUUCAGCUCCAGACAGUUUGUUCCAGAGGAUAAAGCCAGGGAUUUGCACAGCUGCAAGCCAUUCCCGGCUGCAGAUGCCCCUGCAGAAGCUGCUGUUUUCUGCCACCCUCACUCAGGAUUCCGAGAAACUGCAGCAGUUGGCACUGCACCAACCUCAACUCUUCACCUCUAACUACACACCCUUGGAAAGGGACACCCAUGUGAUCCAGAGUGAACUCCAAGAAUCCGGUGACACUGUUGGAAACAAGUACACCUUGCCCGAGGGCCUGACAGAAUUCAUUGUACCAUGCAAUCUUAGAAAGAAGCCUCUGAUAAUCCUCUACUUUGCCCUGAGAAUGAAAUUCAGUCGUAUCCUGUGUUUCACCAACUCCAGAGAUGCAUCGCACAGGUUGUAUCUAUUACUUUGUGCCUUUGGUGGCAUAGCAGUGGCAGAAUUUUCUUCCAGGCUUUCCCCCAUUGUAAGACGAAAGACACUGAGAGAGUUCGAGAAAGGAAAUCUCCAAAUACUGAUCAGCACAGAUGCAAGUGCUAGAGGAAUUGAUGUUAAAGGUGUCACGUGUGUGGUUAACUAUGAUGCCCCACAGUUCAUCAGGUCGUACAUCCACAGAGUUGGUAGAACUGCUCGAGCUGGGAAAGCUGGGCUUGCAUUCACACUCCUCCUAAAAGUGCAGGAACAGCAGUUCCUUCAAAUGCUGAGAGAUGCUGGGAGCAAAGAGAUGAAGAAGCAUUUGGUGAGACAGAAAUACUUGGCUCCACUGAUUGAGCGCUAUGAAAAUGCUUUGCAAGUGUUUCAGCAGGUUCUUAAGGAUGAAAAGAGGAAGGAGCGUCCGUGAGUUAGAGAAACAAGAAGAUUGGAAGUUACCUGGACGAAGGAAAUCCACUGACCAAUUGAGUUUAUGAAGGAUGCUCAACUGGAAAUCUCUGCUAUUGAUUUUCAAACAGAUAUGUUUAUAUACAAAUAAUGUAUAUUACAGGCAGCCAACAAUUGUAAUGGACAGUUUGUAUUCUGGGGUCAUUGGACAGUGUGUGAUGAUGUAAUGUCAGCAUUCAUACCUGUACUGCAACUAGUUAUUGAUGUUAGUAUAGCUUGUAAUGUUAAUCAUGGAUUUCAUAGCUGGUCUGUGAAACUGUCCAGAACCUUGACACAAUAUUGGUCAUUAGCCCGUGCUAAGCCAGCAACCUAUGACCCACAGCCCCACAACGUUGAAUGACAUUACUGAAAUUCCUUCACAGGCGGCAUCAAGAAACUGGGACUCAGGUUUGUUUUCUUGGAUGGGAUUACUGUGAUACAGCAGCAUUUGUAGCCAGAUAUACCAUGGACUGUUCCACGUUUUGUUUGAAGCUCAUUGGUAUGCUUUCCGCUGGUGAAUGUCUAUGAGAGGAGGAGGUAAUCGUGCAGAAACAAUAGAAGGGACCAGAAGAGAGUAUGACCGUCCUUAAAAUAUAAAGGCAUAUUAAAUUAAAACUGACUGAUAAAACUGCAGCCACCACUGAAAAGGAAAGCAAAGUUGACACUUGCACCAAAGGAGCUUCUCGAAGUCAAUAACAAAGAAACUAAGUACCUUACAGAACCCUAUCUGGAUGAGUGUAUGACAAUCCUUGUAUCCUGUCCCACUGUGGGAAUCAUCCUAGAAACCCAUUCUGGCUCUCGGUUAACAUGCACUGAAACGUGUGUAUUCUGGUAGUGGUCAGGAACAGGAAUCUUGACCAGGUUACUAAUCAAUGGCAUUCAUGUCAAUCAUGUACAAUCAACCCAGAUAUAACUUUUAAAAAAUAAAAUAUUUUCAAAUGAA